CUCUUCUUACUAAUAAACCCUAGCAAAUUUGUUGUGAUUAGUAUAUAAAUCAUCUUUCUAAUUCGCUUAGCGGCUCUUUCGGAGAGAGAACGAAGCACGUUUAAGGUAAAGACGAUGGUGUCGGGAUCAGGGAUAUGCGCAAAGAAAGUGGUGGUGGAUGCCCGCCACCACAUGCUGGGACGGUUGGCUUCGAUCGUGGCCAAGGAGCUGCUCAACGGCCAAAAGGUUGUCGUUGUCAGAUGCGAGGAAAUCUGCAUGUCGGGCGGACUCGUUCGACAGAAGAUGAAGUACAUGCGGUUCCUUCGCAAACGCAUGAACACCAAGCCUUCUCAUGGUCCCAUCCAUUUCCGUGCCCCCGCCAAGAUCUUCUGGCGCACCGUUCGUGGAAUGAUACCCCAUAAGACUAAGCGUGGAGCGGCUGCCCUCGCUCGUUUGAAGGCUUAUGAGGGUAUUCCUGCCCCAUUUGAUAAGAUUAAGAGGAUGGUCAUCCCUGAUGCACUUAAGGUCUUGAGGCUUCAGAAAGGGCACAAGUAUUGCUUGUUGGGCCGCUUGUCAUCAGAGGUUGGAUGGAACCAUUACGACACCAUCAGGGAGCUGGAGAAGAAGAGGAAGGAGAGGGCUCAGGUUUCAUAUGAGAGGAAGAAGCAGCUGAACAAGCUUAGGGUAAAGGCUGAGAAGACGGCUGAGGAGAAACUUGGUUCACAACUAGACUUGCUUGACCCCGUUAAGUACUAAAUUUGUAGUGGAUAGCUAGUUUUUUCUUACAAUUUUGUUCAAGUUCUUUCUGUAUGGGAUUUGGUUUCACUGUUUUAUUCUGUACGGGAUUUUUGAAUUUUGACAGUUAUCCUUUCAAUGUAUUUCACAUAUGUUCUAUCUCCAA
Molecule: messenger RNA, 880 nt
Organism: Gossypium raimondii (Peruvian cotton)
Lineage: Eukaryota; Viridiplantae; Streptophyta; Magnoliopsida; Malvales; Malvaceae
Product: 60S ribosomal protein L13a-4
Exons: 4
Coding region: 115-735 (206 amino acids)
Biological process (GO): negative regulation of translation; translation
Cellular component (GO): ribosome; cytosolic large ribosomal subunit
Molecular function (GO): mRNA binding; structural constituent of ribosome
Source: RefSeq, a predicted model, not a curated record